AACCAGAAGGUGUUUAAUCGAGACAUUCGAGGACACGCGCGAAACAAUCAAAUCAUAACCUCUUCUACCAUACUGCACGAAGACUCAGAGACUCCCCGAGGCUAUGACCACUACAGCACAUCGCUUCAAUCACAUCUCACCCUCCAUCUCUCACUUAACAAUUCGUCGGCGCCUGAGUCACCACCGCCGUAAUCCUCUGUGUCGAAGUCCUCGUGACCACAGCCAACGGCACCCACAACGUCAGAGUGUUCGUCUUCGUCGGCUGCGUGAUCGUGAUCGUCUUGAGCGCAUUGGCGUUGUACGUCGCGGUGGAGGUCACGCUCACGGUCGUGAGGACCAGCGAAGUCACCGAAACCGUCGUCAGUGGCGCGGUGGUGACCACGGUCGAGGUCGUGAUGCCGGCGGCACUGUCUUGGACGGUUAUUGUUGGGUAGUCGGGACCUCGCUUUUGAAGUGCCCCUGCACGUGGCAGGAGGACAUCGCGGCUGUCCGCUGGUACUUGUUUGUGCUCGAUCGAACCAGAGCGGGCGGUUGGUCGUGCGAGGGGUUCUGUUUGGGUUGCUGGAGACCCGGUCUCGCGUGGAAGGAGGAUGCCAACGGUUGCGUGGAGUCCUGGGAUUGUGAUGGCGAUGCGAAGAUUGACGAGGUCGGCGACGCGAGCGGUCGCUGUGGUGGUGGGACACGCGCGUGUUCUUGUGGUGGUGGCGACAACCGUGGCGGUAAGUCUGGUCUGCGUCAAUGAGAUCAGCGCCCGAGUCGUCAGUGCCAAAGCCGGCCACGGCGUGACUGUUCUGGUCGCAGCAUAUGCGCCAGAGACUGUGCUUGUCACAGUUCGAGCUGUGGUAGUGAUGCUCUCUGUGGCAACAACAGUCGUACUCGUGGCUGGCGCGCUGGUAGAUGUGAUAAUCACGGUCAAAGGGAUCUUUGAAGUGACUUGCGGUGCGACAUCAAGCUGAAACGAACGAAUGUAAUUGAUCGGAGCACACUGCCCAUUAUUUGAGAGGACAAUGAUGGAGUAUUCACCACUUGUCAAUUGGUCUUUGGCAAUGGGGCUUCUAUCGGUCAGCGGCACUUAAUUGGUCAUUCGCCUCGAGAACACUGACCAGAUGAUCUGUUGUUGCGUCCCGUCCGGCGUCAGUGGCGUACUGUUGCACAAAUACUGAUCGCCCUGUGGGUCGACGAGGAUAUUGUCGGCAAG
Molecule: messenger RNA, 1198 nt
Organism: Dissoconium aciculare CBS 342.82
Lineage: Eukaryota; Fungi; Ascomycota; Dothideomycetes; Mycosphaerellales; Dissoconiaceae
Exons: 1
Coding region: 104-742 (212 amino acids)
Source: RefSeq, a predicted model, not a curated record